Messenger RNA from Ipomoea nil (Japanese morning glory), 1838 nucleotides. RefSeq names its product protein IQ-DOMAIN 1-like. The transcript is spliced from 7 exons. NCBI's taxonomy places the organism in Eukaryota, Viridiplantae, Streptophyta, Magnoliopsida, Solanales, Convolvulaceae. The coding region runs from base 18 to 1424 and encodes 468 amino acids. The record is from RefSeq and is a predicted model, not a curated record. Gene Ontology annotation, molecular function: protein binding.
UAUGAUGAAUUCUUGAGAUGGGGGUUUACUGCCCAAGAAGAGUUGCUUGUGGAAUGUGGAUUGUGAGGCCUGAAUUUGGUAGAGCCGAAGCAUCAGCUUUUGUCAUGGGAGUCUCGGGGAAAUGGAUUAGGUCACUGAUUGGUUUAAAAAGGCCUGAAAAGUCAAAUUCUUCUGAAAAUGAUGAAAAUAGAACAGGGGGCACUAGAAAGUCUAGGCAUAGGAGAAGGCAUUCUGUUCAGAUAGAUAGUGAAUUACUUUGCAGCGAGUUGAGUCAUAAUGAUAAUGCUUCUACAUCACUUGAAGAUGCCACCACCGCUUCAGUUCCAAUUGCUGCGUCCUCGCCUUCAAGCUCACAUCAAAACCACGAUGCACCUCAAAUUCAUCGCAAUAUUGGAGAAGAAUGGGCAGCCAUUCGCAUCCAAACAGCUUUUAGAGGAUUCCUGGCGAGGCGAGCUUUACGGGCUUUAAAGGGGUUGGUGAGACUGCAAGCACUUGUUAGGGGCCAUGCCGUAAGAAAACAAGCUGCUAUCACCCUUCAAUGUAUGCAAGCUCUAGUUAGAGUUCAGGCUCGUGUCCGAGCACGGCGUGUUCGUAUGGCAUUAGAAAGUCAAGCUGCACCACAGAAGCUUCAGCAACAGCCAGAACAAGCGGCCCAUGUUCGGGAAAUAGAAGAAGGUUGGUGUGACACUAUUGGGUCUGUGGAAGAAAUCCAAGCCAAGUUGUUGAAGAGACAAGAGGCAGCAGCUAAGCGAGAGAGGGCUAUGGCAUAUGCUUUGGCUAAUCAGUGGCAGGCAGGAUCUAGGCAGCAAGCCACUUCAGCUGACUUUGAACCAGAUACAAGUAACUGGGGGUGGAAUUGGUUGGAAAGAUGGAUGGCUGUGCGUCCCUGGGAAAAUCGCAUUUUAGACAUUAAUCAUAGAGAUGGAGCAAUGACAUGUGAUAAUGGAUCUGCAGAUCCAAAGAAUGGAACCAAGAACCAAUUAAAAUCUGUUGGGAUGAAACCAAUUUCUUCAAACAUUUCAAAUGAAAAAAUGGGUCCGUCCCAUUCAAGUACUAACAAAUUGAGUGAAAAAGUAAUUGCAAAUAAGUCUGAAGGCCGCAAAACUUCCUCAAUUAAGUCAGCAAGCACUCCUGAAGCGCUUACCAUGUUUAACAAGCCAAAGUCUAAACAGAAUGUGGAACAUUUGGUUGAAGAAGCUGGCUCAAGACCAACCCUUGGUUCAAGAUCGAAGAGCAAUCCUAAAGAGAGAUCUAUCCCUUCAGAUAUACAAGGAAAUAAGCGAUUGUCUCUGCCAAAUAGCCGAAAAAGUUCUGGAGCUCAAAUAACAAGGCAAUCCAGUCGAACUGCGCAGAAGCCCAUGGAGGACAAAUCCAAAUUGAAUGGAAAUGAUCCAAUGGCUACAAAAUUGGUUUCCCAAGAUUAGUAUUACGAUCAUUUUUAAUGACUGGGUGGUCUUUAGUUUGUAAAUACGGGAACCUAAUUGUUGGGAUAUUCUGUGGCUACGCCUUAGUUCUAUUUGUGUUGGAGUCUCACCAUGGCAGGAUUAAAACGAGGCAUGCAAACUUCUGGAAUAAAAGAAGGUGUUUGUUGUGAUUCCCUAGUUCAAUUUUGUUGAAGACUGAAGAGUUUGAUCAGUGUGUAAGUAUACAGUCUGGUGUUUGUUGUGAAUCUUUGUAUCAAUCAUUUGUUGAUUAGAUAUAUUACAUUAUUAGAUGUGCUCAGUGUGUUGUGUUGUAUCCUGUAUUUCCUCAUUGUAAAAAAGCUUAAGCUUCAUCCUGUACAACUUCUUGAAGCCCACAGUUGAGAGUAUUCAUUCAUUUAUUUAAGCUGUGAGAUA